This is a messenger RNA of Eruca vesicaria subsp. sativa (arugula), 1070 nucleotides long. NCBI's taxonomy places the organism in Eukaryota, Viridiplantae, Streptophyta, Magnoliopsida, Brassicales, Brassicaceae. The record is from the annotation of a GenBank genome assembly.
GAGAGAGAGAGAGAGCGAGAUGGGGUUGAAUCGUGGUUUUGAUCGGGUCAAAGAAGAGGCAAAGAACUUGAGCUUCUUCAAGAUAUUCCAGAGUGCAGAUUUAUCCUCUGAAUCCAUGAGAGCGCUUCCUUACGAGUUCAUGAAGAAUGUCUCAAAGGAAGACUUGUCCAACAAGGCGGUGAUAAGAGCACAGUGGGGAAGCUCAUGGGAAGUAGACAUCUCCAAGAACCCAAGGUUCUACUACAUGGAGAAGUCCGGAUGGAACCAGUUUGUGAGGGACAAUGCUUUGGGAGCAGACGAGUUUGUGACCUUCACUCACAAGGGACUAAUGUGCUUCAAUGUCAACAUCUAUAAAAAAGAUGGCAAGGAGAUUGUUGUACCUCGAAAACCCCACAAAACGACUCCUAGUAAAGCUUUUAUGUUUAAAAGUGGGAUCAAGAACGAAGAAGAUGGGAGCAGCUACAAAGAUGUGAAGAAGGAAGAUGAGUCCAUGGAAGGAAUUGAGCUCGAAGUGAAGAAGAAGAAGAGAGCUGUGGAGAUAGGUGAAUCUUCGAGGGGAGCUGCGCUUAAAAAGAAGAAAGAUGAGAAGCACAAACCAUCCAAGAAGAUAAAGAGAAAGAAAGUGAAGUAUGGUGUUCCAAGAUUCAAAAUCACCCUAAGGAAAUCACACCUCAAGAUGUUGGCAAUCCCAAAGAGGUUUAAGGACAAGUACAUCAAAAAUGAGUCAGAGGUGUACAAGAUACAUCACUCGGAAGGAAAGGGUUCAUGGGAGGUGCUUUGCUUGGUGAGGCCUCAGUCAAUCUUCUCAAGUGGAUGGUUGAAACUCGCACGAGAGUACCCAUUAUCGUUUGGUGACAGGUGUACCUUCAAUCUCGUCAAGCCCGAUGAGUUUGUCCUCACCUCCAAGAAGGCCAGAGAAGAGAUCAUUGUUAUUGAUUGAUGAAUGAAUGUUUUAUGUGUCUAUGCUUUCUUAUAUCUAUGGAGACAAUAUGAUAUCACUUUAGCUUAUGUGUUGUUGUGUUGCUGUGUGUUUAUUUUCCCUAGACUUUAACUUGGUUUUGUCUGUUUAU